AUGUUUACUGGUCAGAGAAUUAAGAAUUUUGCUGCUUCGAGGAGUAUUAGUAUGAUUACUUCGACUCCUUAUUAUGCACAGGCUAACGGGCAAGUAGAGGCAGCAAAUAAAAUUCUGAUAGGUUUGAUUAAAAAGCAUAUCGGGAAUAAGCCUCGAACAUGGCAUGAAACCUUAAGCCAAAAUGAUUUGCCAGUUGAUGAUUAUUGGAAUGCAAUGUUCGAUGAGUUAAAUGAAUUGGAUUCGGAACGAAUUCUGGCACUCAAUAAUGUGAUUCGACAAAAAGAAAUUGUUGCUCGAACUUACAAUCGUCGAAUUAAGGGACAUAUUCUGGAAAUGCCUAUCAAAUUAAAGAUAUCGAGUCAGGAAAAGUGA
Messenger RNA from Arachis duranensis, 372 nucleotides. RefSeq lists its product as uncharacterized. The coding region runs from base 1 to 372 and encodes 123 amino acids. Gene Ontology annotation, biological process: DNA integration. The record is from RefSeq and is a predicted model, not a curated record. The transcript has 3 exons. Gene Ontology annotation, molecular function: nucleic acid binding. NCBI's taxonomy places the organism in Eukaryota, Viridiplantae, Streptophyta, Magnoliopsida, Fabales, Fabaceae.